AAGGGUCCAGUGCCGAUGGGUACAUAGAGAAAUCAAUUCUUAGUUUUGCGGACUGGCGUGAAAAAGUGUGAUGGGAAGGAAGAAAAAAAACACCUCUCAGUCAUUCAGUUUUGAAAAUUGAACUUUAAAGUCAGUUGUGCUCAGAACGUUGAGCAAGAUAGACACAAACUGGUCAGGAAGCAAGAGAAAGCCGGGUGUAAAUGUUCAAAAGUGCAUGACGACUUGUGUACGAUACUUCCGUUGUGAAAGCGCGCAAUUUUUCAAACGCCAAUACUACAUGUGCACAAAUGGUGUGAUUGCAAAAAACAUCUGAAUACAUAUCGUGCAUUACUUCAAAAAGUGCCUAAAGCUACUAAAUGUGUGCAACUAUUUGUUAUAUCUCCCAUAUGCAUUGCGCAAGGACACGUGCCAAAAAAUCGUUACUUCAAUUGUGUGUGCAUUUCAAACGAGUACAUGUGAUACGGAAAACCAUGCUGCGAUUAACUAGGAUUCUAUCUAAAAUUACAGUGGUUUCGCGCUGCCCAAUCUCAUGGAUGCUAGUGAUCAGUGCAUGUAUAAUGGGUACACAUUGUUUGCCUUUAGACCAUCUGAAGUUGCAAGAUGAUCUGUGGAAGAAUCCGUGUACAGUGAAUAAUUUUAAGUCCUCUAAUGAAACCAAAACAACGCUUUCGCCAACAGAACGGAGAGACCAUCUGAUUAGGAUAAAUGAAUCAAUCACUAGAACAUUGCUCGAGUUGACGCAAAUAACAGACAACCAAGAGAAUACAGACUGGAAUUCAGCUCAAAAUCAGGACAUUUACAAAUUCUUGAAACCAUUCAAAAAGAAUCAAACAACAUGGGAACGACAUGUCCAAAUUUACUUAGCAUCCGUUGAAGUGAUUUAUAAAAUGCAGGUAAAGAUCGAAAAGUCAACAAAUUCCGAUCAUAGCCAGUCCGAUAAGCUAAAAGAACUGCGAGGCCAAACGAAAGCAUUGCUUUGUGGCAUACAUGAAUUUAGAAACAAAACGAAAAAUCGUAAGGAAAAUCACACUGGAAUUUCGGCAAAGCAAAUGAGCGAGAAAAUCAAUUUCAACAUGACGGAAGACUUGAUCACGAUGGAUCUCCACAAGCAUUUCCUAAAAUGUCGCUUCCAGUGCUUCCUGGAGGAUAUGCAACAUCAUGUCAACUCUUUGAUCGAAAAGCUAACGAAAGGCAGACCAACGCGAAAGGUUCGCACCACAAAAAAACCAAGAAGGAAGCCGAAAAAGGGACAUAACAGAAGAAAUGAGCUCAAGAAUAAAUGCUGCAUUGUAAAUAAUACGCCAACAAGCUCGACCACGCCCAGCCUACCGGUAGGUGAAGUACGGAAAUCCAACAACAAUAAAAAGAAGUUUAGUGCAAGCCAACAGCCAAAAUUAAUUAAGCAAAACCAGAAGAAAGUUCAGCGCAAAGGUAAUAAAAAGUCAGUCCAGUAAUUUCAAAUGGGGUUCUCUUGAAGUAGAAUUCCUCUGCCGACCGUAGGACAAAUGCCAAGCGUGUGAAAUAGUUCACUUUAUAGAAGACAAACAUUAAAUCAAAUUUAAAUGCCUUACGCUUCAAAUAAGUAUUUGAUUAUUACGAUAAAAGUGAGAUAUUCACAUAGUUACUAAUGCAGCAAUGAUACAGUAUUCAUAGAAGAUUAGAAACAAAUCGAUGCAUUUCACUUACUUAAUUUUAUGUUUCAUUACGAUAACCAUAUGAAAUAA
Aedes aegypti (yellow fever mosquito) is the source of this 1724-nucleotide messenger RNA. RefSeq lists its product as uncharacterized. NCBI's taxonomy places the organism in Eukaryota, Metazoa, Arthropoda, Insecta, Diptera, Culicidae. Bases 357 to 1454 code for a protein of 365 amino acids. The record is from RefSeq and is a predicted model, not a curated record. The transcript has 3 exons.